CCGAUAUUGGGCUUGGACUUAAUUAGAGUAAAUCUGGAACGAAGAGGGACGUCGGACGGAAACAACAGCGAGCCGAUUCGAUGGCUUCGUCCGCCGCCUUUCGGGACGCUCAACGCGACCUGGAGAACAAAGCUAACGAUCUCAGCAAGCUUCAAAAGGAUAUUGCGAAGAAUCACCAAUUGAGAAAGAAAUAUACUAUCCAGCUCGGGGAGAAUGAGCUUGUCCUUAAGGAAUUGGAUUUGUUGACAGAAGGCGCUAAUGUCUACAAGUUGAUUGGCCCAGUACUUGUUAAACAGGACCUGGCUGAGGCUAAUGCAAACGUGCGCAAGAGAAUCGAAUAUAUCUCUGCUGAAUUGAAGCGUCUUGAUGCUACCCUUCAAGAUCUGGAAGAGAAACAAAAUAGCAAGAAAGAAACGAUUCUAAAAUUGCAAGAAAAGAUUCAGUCGCUCCAAGCUGGGAAAGGCAAGGCAUAACUUCCCAUUCCAUACUGUUUUGGUGACGUCCUUUGGAGUUGCUGUUUCCAACCUGGCUAAGCUUGAAUAUGCUCAUAGGCCAUUUGUUUUAGAGCUGUUUGGGAUGUGGAGUAUUAUUAGGUUGACAGUAUAUUUUGUCAUAGUUAAUGUGCUUGUCUUAAUUUCUUUUUAUUUUGCAUUUUGGGCUGUAUCCUCCAGGCAUUGUGGCCACUACAUAUAUUGAAGUUUUAAGUAAGAUGUGACUGUUUUCUUUA
Messenger RNA from Prosopis cineraria, 727 nucleotides. RefSeq names its product prefoldin subunit 6. The coding region runs from base 81 to 473 and encodes 130 amino acids. Gene Ontology annotation, cellular component: prefoldin complex; cytoplasm. The transcript has 5 exons. Gene Ontology annotation, molecular function: protein-folding chaperone binding. Gene Ontology annotation, biological process: protein folding; chaperone-mediated protein complex assembly. The record is from RefSeq and is a predicted model, not a curated record. NCBI's taxonomy places the organism in Eukaryota, Viridiplantae, Streptophyta, Magnoliopsida, Fabales, Fabaceae.